UUAAGAGGUCAGCAUGAAUGCAUGAAUGUGUUUAAAAAAAUAUCUUUUUCUUUUGAGUCCAAUUUAAAUUUAAAAAGCUUUUAGGGAUUUUAAAAACUAAAGUACAUACAAAUAAUAAUUUAAUUUUUGUUGUUGUUUAUAACCUGACUUGUUAUAAAUAACCGGACUUGUUAUAACUCAAAGGUUAACUACACUCCGAGUUCCUAGAGUCUAGAGCCUUCCUUUUUUCCUUUGGUUAGUGGCAUAGCGUGGAUGGAGUACUGAAUAUAAAUACGGACAAUGGACGGUAAAUUUGAAAUUAAAGAUUUUGGGGAUUAUGAACACAGAUAUGUGGACACUCAGCUCUCCCCAUCCAUAGAUCUUGAAGACUAUAAAAACGAACCCCAAGCAGCAAAAUACUCAGUAAUGGACGGUAAACUUGAAACUAAAGAAGAAUUUGAGGAACAGAAACACAGAUGUAUGGAGAAUCAACUAUCCACCUCAAUAGAACUUGAAGAUUGUAAAAACGAAGCUGAAGAAACAAAUAACUCAGUUAUGGAAGGUAAACUUGAAAUUAAAGAAGAAUUUGAGGAACAUGAACACAUAUGUAUGGAGAGUCAGCUAUGCAGCACAGGAGAUCUUGAUAACUGUAAAAAUGAACCGGAAGAAACAAAUUACUCAGUUGUGGAAGGUAAACUUGAAAUUAAAGAAGAAUUUGAGGAACAUGAACACAUAUGUAUGGAGAGUCAGCUAUCCAGCUCAGUAGAUCUUGAUGACUGUAAAAAUGAACCGGACGAAACAAAUUACUCAGGAUUUUCCCAAAACGAAGAUACAUUGGAAAUAAUGAAAUCAUUAUCUGGGCAUUUAUGUAGUAAAGAACAACUUAUGAGUCGACCUACUGAAAAAAAAAACAAUGAAGUGUGAAAUGUGUGUUAAGCGUUUUUCUUGCAAAGAUCAUUUGAACAAAUGUAUAAGAACGAAUACUGGUCAAACUUUAAAAUGCAAAGUUUGUUUUAAACAGUUUUCACACAUAAGUACUUUGAAAACUCAUUCAAGAACGCAUACGGGAGAAAAGCCUCACAAGUGUGAAAAUUGUUUUCAGCGGUUUUCACGAAUAACUCAUUUGAAAACUCAUUUGAGAACGCAUACGGGAAAAAAACUUCACAAGUGUGAAAUUUGUUUUAAACAGUUUUCUGAAUUAACAUCUUUAAAAGCACAUUUGAGAACGCAUACAGGAGAGAAACUUCACAAGUGUGAAAUUUGUUUUAAGCAGUUUUCUCAGAAUAGUGAUUUGAAAAGUCAUUUGAGAGUGCACACUGGUGAAAAACCAUACAAGUGUGAAAUUUGUUUUAAGGGGUUUUCACAAACAGGUACUUUGAAAUCUCAUUUGAGAACGCAUACGGGAGAAAAACCUCACAAGUGUGAAAUUUGUUUUAAGGAGUUUUCACAAAUAAGUCAUUUGAAAAGACAUUUGAGAAUGCAUACGGGAGAAAAAUCUCACAAGUGUGAUAUUUGUUGUAAGGAGUUUUCACAAAGAGGUCAUUUGAAAAUUCAUUUGAGAAUGCAUACGGGAGAAAAACCUCACAGGUGUGAAAAUUGUUUUCAGCGGUUUUCACAAAUAAGUCAUUUAAAAACUCAUUUGAGAACCCACACCGGAGAAAAACCUCACAAGUGUGAAAUUUGUUUAAAACGGUUUUCACGAAUAACUCAUUUUAAAACUCAUUUGAGAACGCAUACGGGAGAAAAACUUCACAGGUGUGAAAUUUGUUUUAAGGGGUUUUCACAUAAAAGUGCUUUGAAAUCUCAUUUGAGAAUGCAUACGGGAGAAAAACCUAACAAGUGUGAAAUUUGUUUUAAACGGUUUGCUGAAUUAACAUCUUUAAAUGUACAUAUCAGAACGCAUACGGGAGAAAAACCUCACAAGUGUAAAAUUUGUUUUAAGGGGUUUUCUCAGAAUGGUGUUUUGAAAAGUCAUUUGAGAAUACACACUGGGGAAAAACCAUACAAGUGUGAAAUUUGUUUUAAGGCGUUGUCACAAAUAAGUACUUUGAAAGCACAUUCGAGAACGCACUCGGAGAAAAAUCUCAAUUAGGACUCAAAUACUUACAGUUUGUAAUGUCUUUCUAUCUGUGAAAUGUUCAUAGGGCUUUUACAUUUAUGUUUUCAUCAUUUUUGAUUUUUGAUUAUAAUUUUUUAAGAAAACUCUGAAAAAUUUACUCAUGGACAAAAAUAUUGCAUAUGCAUGUGGCAUGAAAUUUUUUGUGCUGUUAUCCUUAACCCCCCUGUAUCGUAGGAAUAAGAUUUCUUUUCCAAAAGCGAUGUUUUAAAGUAUCAUAUAAAUGCUAUAAUCGGAUUUACAUCUGAUCUGGGUUUAUGCUGGCCAGUAUAAUUUUUAAUGUUGUUCUGAAGCUAUUUUCUUGUGUCAUUUUUAUGAUCAACUAUUUUCAAUGGAAAGUAAGCCACAAUUUUACCAAAAAAAUUAUUUUCUUAACGUUUCGACGCCCAAAAAAAUGGGCGCCGAAACGUUAAUAAAAUAAUUUUUUUGGUAAAAUUGUGGCUUAUUUCCCAUUGAAAAUAGUUGAGUAUAAUUUUUAAAUUUAAUUUCAUCAAGGUAAAGGCUGAUUCACCCUGUUCGAUUUUAGUUGAUCAACUUUAGUGGAUCAACUAAAAUCGGUCAAGUUUUUGUUCACACAUUUCAAAUAAAAUUGAAGCAAUUAGUUUUAAUAAAAUGGCGCCAUGUGUAGUUAUAGGUAAAAGUAUAAAUAUUAUUAGUACCUAGUCUACUGAUUCAGCAACUCACGAAAAUUAUGUUAAGAUGGAAUAAAGAACAUAAAAAGUGUCGUUUCUGGAUACGAAAUUGGAUUAAAAGAACAAAUGAAUGUGGUAUUUCAGAAACUCUGCUAAAAGAACUUGCUUUGAAAGAUAAAGAAGGAUAUAAAAAUCUGAACAUAACACUCGCUGACCACUCUAAACUCAUUUUGUUGAUUUGAAGGAUAAAUUUUUACGCAGACUGACUUCUUCUUCAAGUGCCGUCUCCUAAUCGGAGGUUGCAUAUCAUCAUCACUGUCUUAACUCUGUCCACCGCUGCUCUAAAGAGUUCUACAGAACUGCAUCUAAACCAGUCCCUUAAAUUCUUUAACGAUGACACUCUCCUUAGACGACGAGACUAACAGACUGACGAGAUAAUAAUAAUUCAAAUCGACCAACAAAGGUUCAUACGAUUCAAACGUGAUUAAACUUGUCUGAAAAAUGUCAAGUUGAACGAUAAAGUUUGACUUGAUCAAUCUUUUGUUGUCAAUCUAAAUCAAUGUCAAGUUGAACGAUAGUAUCUGUAUCGAAAGUAAACUUUGUAUCUGGGGCUUUUCGUUGUUUUCCUCGUAUUGCGAGAGAUGUCGCUAGAUUGCGUCUCAAAAGGUGGAACCGUUGCAUCGCGAUGGUUCGCCUUAAAUAGGCAGGGUUGUUAAUGUUUGUUUCAAAGUUGUGACUGCAUAGCUCCACCGAGGAGGCAUGAGAUGCAGAAAUAGCUAUCUGGAGAUGGUGGUCCAACUCUGAAUCAAAUUAAAACAAAACUGCCGUUAUCUCUUUUCCAUCUUUACUCAGAAUUGAGUAUUAUAAACUGUCUUUCGGUCCUUUUCCUUGACGAAGGGAAGGUAAAUGCGUGGCCAAAGUGUCCUCUAUUUUCGUCCUCUCUGUGUUUAUAUAUUGUAAAAACCUGAGAUACAGGAUGCAGCCAGAAAGCAGUUCAUUAGCGAAAAGUCUUAGAUUUAAAAUAUUGUUUAUUAUAUUUUUGAUUUCAAUUAUUCUAAUUGUUUAAAAAGUAGUAAACUUUGUAUCUGGGGCUUUUCCUUGUUUUCCCCGUAUUGCGAGAGAUGUCGCUAAAUUGCGUCUCAAAAGGUGGAAUCAUUGCAUCGCGAUGGUUCGCCUUAAAUAGGCAGGGUUGUUAAUGUUUGUUUCAGAGUUGUGACUGCAUAGCUCCACCGAGGACGCAUGAGAUGCAGAAAUAGCUAUCUGGAGAUAGUGGUCCAACUCUGAAUCAAAUUAAAAUAAAACUGCCGUUAUCUCUUGAAAGAUAAAGUUUGACUCGAUCAAUCUUUUGUUGAAUCGACAAAAGUUGACCGAUUAAAAUUGAAACAUAUGUUCUCACAGCUAUUAUCAUUCGAUUUUAGUUGAUCAACUAAAAUAGAACCGUAAGAAUUCGCCUUAAGUCUUCACUAUGCUAGCGACAUGAAGACGUGCAUUAACACCAAUAUGCCAUAUCCAAUAUAGCUUUCAAAUGGCAAAACUUGAUCUUAUUAAAUGGAUUUUAUUAAAUGUACAUAUCAGUUGGCAUUCGCCUAAUCACCUCCACGUGUUCGGUAUGUCCUUUCAAAGCAAUGGUAUCAGUAUGGUAGCACUAUGCCGCCACCACCAAUACUAACGCUCUGUAUGAGGUUACAACUGACAUACUGUUCGAGAAAUCUUCUGUAGACAAAGUUUUGUAAAUCUUGCUUCCAUAUGAUUAAUGCUAUGCCAGAUGUAACCUCAUACAGAAUGUUAAUUUUGGUGGUGGCCGCAUAGUGCUAUAAAGUGGUAUUUCUUGGAAAAGAGAUACCGAACUUGUGGAGUUGAUCGGGUGAAUGACAGCUGAUAUCUACAUUAAAAACAUUUCAGAAGAUCAUGUUUUGCCAUUUGUCAGCUACAUUGGAUAACAAAUUCGUGUUAAUGCACCAUGAGGCAGGUCUUCAUCUUGGUAGAAUAGUGAAUACUUACCUUGAUGAGAUUCAAUCUAAAAAUUAUACUGUCCAUCAUAUAGCCCUUAUCAAAUCUAAAUCCGAUUGUACUAUUUAUAUGAUACUUCAAAACAUCACAUUCGGAAAAGAAAUCCUAUUCUUAUGACACUGAGGCAGCACAAAAAAUUUUAUUUCACACGUUAAUUUCAAAAUAUCCAAUAUUUUUGUGCGUGAGUGUAUAUAAAAAAUUGUUUCGAAAUGCAUUCUCACGUUCACUGUAUAAAUGCAAUCGUUUUAUUAUUUUUUUAUUGUUGAUGUACAUCAUUAUCUUUUAUUAUGUAGUUCAACAAACUUUUAAAAAUUGUUAAAAUAAUUUUGCUAAAUUUGGCGAAUACCUAACAAGUCAUGAUAUUUUCUGUUUUAUAAUACAUAUGUACAUUAAAUAUUUUCAUAUUAAUAAAACACACAUUUUUA
Molecule: messenger RNA, 5162 nt
Organism: Diabrotica virgifera virgifera (western corn rootworm)
Lineage: Eukaryota; Metazoa; Arthropoda; Insecta; Coleoptera; Chrysomelidae
Product: zinc finger protein 664-like
Exons: 5
Coding region: 280-903 (207 amino acids)
Biological process (GO): central nervous system development; regulation of transcription by RNA polymerase II
Cellular component (GO): nucleus
Molecular function (GO): RNA polymerase II cis-regulatory region sequence-specific DNA binding; DNA-binding transcription factor activity, RNA polymerase II-specific
Source: RefSeq, a predicted model, not a curated record